AUGCAGCUGAAACAAGCACUCCAAGCCUUAACGCCAGCGCUCUACCUUGGUCUGUCUGGUCUUGCAUUUGCCGUCUCUUUGCAUGCACCAAAACAGGGACAGCGCGUGGCACUGCUGCCAACAAUUCUGAUACCCACCUUCCUCUCGUUGUCCGUGGUACUCCAUGUGCCCUUUGCCCCUGGCGUCUCACUCGUUUGGGGUCAAGCAUUAACAGGAUACGUCCUGCAUACUAUCUCGACCUUGCACCUGGAGGCGAUCCCAUCCCCAUGUUCAUCCAUGCCAGGUUCAACGGCGCUUGGAUCAGAAUACUACGUUAAUUUUGGAUACUUCCACCGAAUCUGGCUGAAUCCACGUUUGAUACGUACGCAUUCAACACCCCCGACAUCGCCGAAGCAACCGGUGAAGCAGUCUCGCGGGGCCUUCCUCGUCUUGCAAUUAUCCAAGCUGCUCACGUACUACAUUAUCCAAACAAAAAUAUCUCCUGCAGUAUUUGACGAGAUCGUGAUUGAUAUCCUGCCUGAUGAGGUUGCCCCAUAUCAACAAUCUCUCUGGCGACCCUUGGAUGACUUCACGGCGCGUGAGUGUUUGAACGUGAUAUUCGUCACUUUCUCAUCAUUCUGGACGACAUUCGUGUAUCUCGACGGGACCAAUGCUCUUAUGUCCAUAUUCCUUGUUGGGAUCGGCUUGGAUGAUCCAGAGGAUUGGCCGCCACUUUUUGGAAACCUGUCCCAGGCUGUUGGGCUCCGGAAAUUCUGGUCAAGAUUCUGGCACACGCUUCCAAUGAAACCUUAUAGAAGUUUUGGGGAGUACAUCAGCCUACGAAUAUUUAGACUCUCCCCUCGAUCGUUCGCUCACAAGUCGACUAACGCCUUCGUUGCGUUUUUGCUUUCAGGCGCUGCCCACGCUUUGGUGGACUGGCUUCGUGGCAGCCCUGAUUGGCGUCUGGACUUUUAUUGGUUUUUGCUCAACUUUCUUGGUUGUAUGGGUGAAUCCCUUCUUGUCAAGACACUUCGCCAAUUAGCGUGGCGAGCUGGGCGAGAGCAUGAUCUUCAGGCCCUCGAGACAAGCUGGCUAGAAAAUGAGACAGCUCCUAUCGAACUUGCAGAUAGUUUGACAGAAGACGCACUCGGUACAUUUUGUAUCCCACAUAGGACAGACAGCGUGACGGAGACACCCCGUCAACAAAGAUUCCACUCUGGCUAUUAUUAA
Molecule: messenger RNA, 1209 nt
Organism: Penicillium antarcticum
Lineage: Eukaryota; Fungi; Ascomycota; Eurotiomycetes; Eurotiales; Aspergillaceae
Product: wax synthase family protein
Exons: 2
Coding region: 1-1209 (402 amino acids)
Source: RefSeq, a predicted model, not a curated record